AUGACGUCGUCCCGCCAGUCUACGGUGUCUAGACUGCUCUGCCCCGCAAGCAAACUGGAGCCUUGCAUGGAAGAUGAGUGCCAUCGGUGCGAGAUGACGAUGGAGGCGGAGAAAACCAUGUCUCUGUCAAGUCUUGUUGACAUUAUUAUGGGCAUCACUCCCAGAAAGCGUCUCAUCUGGAUGGAUGCAUAUAGAGAUAACCCAACGGCAUUGUUAUUCAGUGAUUGA
Paracoccidioides brasiliensis Pb18 is the source of this 228-nucleotide messenger RNA. RefSeq lists its product as uncharacterized. The transcript is spliced from 2 exons. The coding region runs from base 1 to 228 and encodes 75 amino acids. The record is from RefSeq and is a predicted model, not a curated record.